Molecule: messenger RNA, 1635 nt
Organism: Nicrophorus vespilloides
Lineage: Eukaryota; Metazoa; Arthropoda; Insecta; Coleoptera; Silphidae
Gene: Cndp2
Product: cytosolic non-specific dipeptidase
Exons: 5
Coding region: 138-1571 (477 amino acids)
Biological process (GO): proteolysis
Molecular function (GO): metallodipeptidase activity
Source: RefSeq, a predicted model, not a curated record
ACUUGACAGCUGAUGUUGGUGGGAGUAUAGGAGUGAAUGAAAGUCCACUGCAAUCCACUUUAACAAGUUCAAAGUAGUCUCUUUAUUAUAACACAAUCAUUCGCUGAUUAGACUUAAUACAGUUAAGAACAAUCAAAAUGGGGUUACCGGAGCCGCUGCAGAAGCUUUUCAAACAUAUUGAUGAUAACAAAGCUAAAUAUAUAAGCAACUUGAAGGAUGCUGUUGCUAUCCCCUCUGUUUCUGCUAGUCCAGAGUACAGAGAUGAAACAAUAAAAGUGGUCCAUUGGUUUGAAAAGAAAUUGCAAGAUUUGGGAGUUAAAACUGUCCUUCGUGAUGUUGGUAUGCAAACAUUGCAUGACUCCCGUCAGAUUCCCUUGCCACCAGUUUUGCUGGGCACAUUGGGAAAUGACCCAAAAAAGAAGACAGUCUGUGUGUAUGGACAUUUGGAUGUCCAACCUGCAUUGAAGGAAGAUGGUUGGCACACAGAGCCAUUUGAAUUAACUGAGAAAAAUGGAAAACUGUAUGGCAGAGGUUCAUCUGAUGACAAGGGACCAGUUUUAUGCUGGAUCCAUGCACUUGAAGGUUUCCAGAAAAUUGGUGAAGAUUUGCCAGUCAAUAUGAAAUUUGUGUUUGAGGGUAUGGAGGAAUCUGGCAGUGAAGGCUUGGAUGAUUUGCUCUUUGCUGAAAAGGAUAAGUUCUUGUCAGAUGUUGAUUAUGUCUGUAUUUCUGAUAACUACUGGUUAGGAACUGAUCAUCCAUGCAUCACUUAUGGACUAAGAGGUCUCUGCUACUUCUUUUUGGAAAUUGAAUGUGCUGAAAAAGAUCUUCAUAGCGGCGUUUUCGGUGGAACUGUACAUGAAGCAAUGGCUGACUUGGUGUACCUGCUAAACACCUUGGUUGAUAAGGAUGGCAAGAUUUUGGUGGAGAACAUUUACAAUGAAGUAGCUAUCUUAAGUGAUACUGAGAAAGAGCUGUAUAAAAAAGUACACUUUGAUGUUGAGGAAUACAGAACGAAUAUUGGUACAAAGCAGUUGCCACAUAAUUCUGUUAAAGAGCAACUUCUGAUGCACCGUUGGCGUCAACCCUCUUUGUCCAUCCAUGGUAUCGAAGGCGCGUUCAGCGAACCCGGCCAGAAAACUGUAAUUCCGGGCAAAGUCAAUGGUAAAUUUUCCAUUAGAAUUGUUCCCAAUCAAGAGCCGAACGUUAUUGGUGACUAUGUGAUCAAGCAUAUCGAAAAGAAAUGGGCGGAACGUGGCAGCCCAAACAAGAUGAAAAUCCAAUUGAGUCAUGGUGCUAAAUCCUGGACUGAAGAUCCACAACAUCCUCACUACGUCGCUGCCGCAAAGGCCACUAAAUACGUUUACAAAGUAGAACCUGAUUUAAUUCGUGAGGGCGGUUCCAUUCCAGUAACUUUAACUCUGCAAGAAGCCACCGGUAAAAACGUUUUGCUUUUACCUGUUGGCUGUGGUGAUGAUGGUGCUCACUCCCAGAACGAGAAGAUCGACAUCAGAAACUACAUUGAAGGGACUAAACUGCUAGGAUCUUAUCUUUACGAAGUUUCUAAAUUGUAAUUUUCUAAGACACUACAUUUUUAUAUAUAUUCCGCUUAUAUAAUGUUAAAAGUAAAAGAACAUU